AGAACGCCGGAAACCCGACGGAAAAUUAUUUUUGAACACAACGCUGCUUACAUUUAUUAAGCUGAAGUUCAGAAAAGCUUGCAUCUCUGAAACUGGUAGUUCUAUCGCCUUAACUCUUCGACGCAUUUUCGGACAAAAGUGAUCAGUUUUAACGAGCGGACCAACAAAGAAGUGACCCCAUCCAAACAUGGCUGACAUCAACGUUGCCGGUGUCGUGGCGAUUGUUUUGUUUUAUAUGCUCAUUCUCGCCAUUGGUUUGUGGGCCGCUCGCCGGCGAAAGGACAACGAGGAAGAGACUAUGUUAGCAGGACGAAGUAUUGGGAUGGUUGUGGGUACCUUCACUUUAACAGCAACAUGGGUCGGCGGAGGAUACAUCAAUGGUACAGCGGAGGUACUCUAUGAUAAAGACCAAGGUCUCGUCUGGGCCCAGGCCCCUUGGGGCUAUGCUCUUAGCCUGGGGUUAGGUGGACUUCUUUUUGCCAAGAUCAUGCGCCAAAGAGAGUACGUUACCAUGAUUGACCCUUUCCAAGAAAGGUACGGUCCGCGUAUGGGUGGAUUGUUAUACAUCCCCGCACUUUUGGGCGAAGUAUUUUGGUCUGGUGCCAUCUUGUCAGCUCUUGGUGCCACUGUGAGUGUCGUUAUCAACUUGGAUCGCUUCACUUCUGUCGUUGUUUCCGCGUGUAUUGCUAUUUUCUACACGUUGAUGGGUGGAUUGUACUCUGUAGCUUACACUGAUGUUAUUCAGCUCAUCUGCAUCUUUGUUGGACUGUGGCUCAGUAUUCCAUUCGCCAUGACUCAUGAAGCAGUGAGCAGCAUCACCGAAGAUUCCGGCAAAUGGGUUGGAGAGAUACCUACUGCAAAGAUUGGAGUGUGGCUGGACUAUGCUAUGCUGCUGAUUUGCGGUGGCCUUCCAUGGCAAGUGUACUUUCAGCGUGUGUUGUCGUGCAAGACACCAGGAAAGGCUCGUAUAUUGUCUCUGAACGCUUCCUUUGGAUGCAUGUUCAUGGCUAUUCCUGCAAUACUCAUUGGAGCCAUCGGUGCUUCAACAGAUUGGACCCAAACUUCGUUCUACAAACCACCUGAGGGUAACAUUACAAACCAAACAGCCUCGGUAUAUGUCGAUAAAACUCUGAUCCUUCCCAUGGUGCUUCAGUACCUCACACCAACAGCUGUGUCAUUCAUUGGUCUGGGUGCUGUGUCUGCUGCCGUCAUGUCGUCCACUGAUUCCAGUAUGCUCUCAGCCAGCUCUAUGUUUGCCCAUAACAUUUACAAACUCAUCUUUAGACAGAAGGCCUCCGAGAAAGAAGUUGUGUGGGUGAUGCGUUUUGCCAUAUUUGGAGUUGGCGCGGCCGCUACAGCCAUGGCACUGUCUGUUGGUUCCAUCUACGUGUUAUUCCAUCUGUGCAGUGAUCUCGUGUUUGUGAUACUGUUCCCGCAGUUGUGUUGUGUUAUCUAUUUCAAAGCCUCUAAUACUUACGGCUCCAUUGCAGGCUAUAUAUUUGGGCUUUUUCUGCGCGUGGGGGGAGGGGAAGAUAAAAUUGGUUUUCACCCCUUCAUUAAAUACCCAUUUUAUGACGAGGUAAAGGGCCAGCUGUUUCCGUUCCGUACUCUGUCCAUGAUUGUUUCUUUUUCUACGAUCGUGUCGGUGUCGUUCUUAGCAAAGUAUUUGUUUGAACGGGAGAUUGUACCGUUGAAGUAUGAUUUCCUGAACGCCUUCAGGAAAAACGAGGAGGAGAAAGAGCCAACGAAACCAGCAGAGGAAAAGUUUAUAAUGAAAGAUUACUAAGACAACAAAAUUUGAGAGAGAUUUUACUGUGCAGUCGUGUUGAUUCUUCCGUUCGCAGUCCUAGUUCUAGCAAUGAUGCAUGUAGGAUAACUAGACGUCAAGAUAAAAGACAUCGCGUGUGAAAUGUCUACCAGUAGGAACAGGAGCAAUUUCAGUGAGAGCUUACUUAAACAAGUUUACAUAUCGAAACAUGUAUCCACUUCACGUAUAGAUUGUCUGACCCUGCUAGAAUAUAAUUAUGUUUUUUUUCUGAGUUUAAUAGAAAAGAAUAAAAUUGUUGUCUCAAGAUCA
Pocillopora damicornis (cauliflower coral) is the source of this 2077-nucleotide messenger RNA. Its product is annotated as high-affinity choline transporter 1. Gene Ontology annotation, cellular component: plasma membrane. Gene Ontology annotation, biological process: choline transport; acetylcholine biosynthetic process; transmembrane transport. NCBI's taxonomy places the organism in Eukaryota, Metazoa, Cnidaria, Anthozoa, Scleractinia, Pocilloporidae. The record is from RefSeq and is a predicted model, not a curated record. Gene Ontology annotation, molecular function: choline:sodium symporter activity.